Messenger RNA from Phlebotomus papatasi, 1563 nucleotides. RefSeq names its product regulator of nonsense transcripts 3B-like. Bases 69 to 1541 code for a protein of 490 amino acids. Gene Ontology annotation, biological process: nuclear-transcribed mRNA catabolic process, nonsense-mediated decay; positive regulation of translation. Gene Ontology annotation, molecular function: mRNA binding. Gene Ontology annotation, cellular component: nucleolus; cytoplasm. The transcript has 2 exons. The record is from RefSeq and is a predicted model, not a curated record. NCBI's taxonomy places the organism in Eukaryota, Metazoa, Arthropoda, Insecta, Diptera, Psychodidae.
AUGCUUAUGUCAAACAAAAUCACUCAUAACCUCAUUCUCAGUGUAUAUUUUGCUAAAAGUGGAAGAAAAUGACUGAAGACGGUGAGAAAAAGGAGAUAUCUCCUGCUCCGGCUAAGAAGGAGAAGCCCAGUAGGAGAGAAAAGCGGAAGAAAGACAAACAGAAGCCUCUGACGAAGGUGGUUAUCCGGAGACUUCCGCCGACUAUGACUGAGGAAAUGUUCAGGGAGCAGAUCAAUCCCAUCCCAGACCAUGAUUACUUUUAUUUUGUCCCAGCUGAUUGGACACUAGGAUUGAAUUCUUCCUGCAGGGCGUACAUAAAUUUCCUGAAGCAGGAGGAUAUCUUCAUCUUCAAGGAUAAAUUCGAUGGAUAUGUUUUUGUGGACACAAGGGGAGCUGAGUAUCCGGCUGUGGUGGAAUUUGCACCAUUCCAGGGCCUGCCGAAGAACCGGGCCAGGAAGCGCGACAACAAGUGCAACACAAUUGAGACUGAAUCCCACUACCUGGCUUUCCUGGAGACCCUGAAGGGAGACACUGGGGAAGCUAAGGAAUCCAAGCUGGAGUUUACGUAUCAGUUCAAGGAUGACAAGAAGAUCAAGUCAACGCCACUCCUGGAGUACAUUGCCAACAAGAGGCAGGAGAAGCGUGAGGAGAAGAAACGGAAGAUGGAGGAGAAGCGUCGGCAGCGUGAGGAGGAGAAGCAGAAGAAGAAGAACCAGGUGGCCAAAGCCAUUCCGGCGGCAAUUGCUGAGCAGGAGAAGGAGGGAGACGAUGAGAUCAUUGUGCGCACAAUUAAAUCCCGGACGAAUGAUAAGCGCGGAAGGAAGGACAAGGAGAAGGUUCAGGGAGAACUCAAAGAUGCCAAGAAGCAAGACAGAGCUCCUCUGGAUGAAAAGGCCAAGGCGGCUAAGGAGGAACGGGACAGGAAACGUGCGGAAAGGGAUCAGCAGCGGAAGCUAGAGAGGGAGCGUCGAAAUGAAGAAAGAAAGAAGGAGAAAGCCCUGGCCAAGGCACAAGCCAAACCUGCCAGUGAUGCCAAUUCGCCACCAGCUGAAGAAAUCAGACGGGAAGUGAAGAAGUACAGUGAGAGGAGGCGAGAACAGAGGCAAGAGAAGAAGACAGAAGCCCAGGCAGAUCAGAAGAAAUUGGAAGGAGAAAAAACAGAGCAAGCUUCGGGAGAGACUCAGCAGCCGAAGGAUGAUGAGAAACCGGAAAAGUCCAAUCGCCAGCUAAAAAGGGAGAAGAUGCGUGAGGAACGAGAGAAGCAGAAGGAAGAACGUCAGGCCAGGAGGAUCCGGAACAAAGAUCGUCCAUCGAUUCAGAUCUAUCAACCGGGAAGGAGUCGCUUGUCCUCCCUCUCCAAGAAGACCUCAGGAGACGAACAAGGUCCUGAGGAUUCAAAGAAAGACACGCAGCAGCCGUCCGAAAUGCCCCCAACUCCCCCUCCGGAAGCCCCAGAUGCCCCUGAAGUCCCAGAAGUCCCAAAAGAAGCCCCUGAUGAAAUAAAUGAAACCCCAAAAGAAGAAAAUGCAGGAAAUCAAUAAAACCUAAAUUCUGGUUAAUUUA